This is a messenger RNA of Dendrobium catenatum, 2277 nucleotides long. RefSeq names its product subtilisin-like protease SBT1.8. The transcript has a single exon. Gene Ontology annotation, molecular function: serine-type endopeptidase activity. The record is from RefSeq and is a predicted model, not a curated record. Bases 1 to 2277 code for a protein of 758 amino acids. NCBI's taxonomy places the organism in Eukaryota, Viridiplantae, Streptophyta, Magnoliopsida, Asparagales, Orchidaceae. Gene Ontology annotation, biological process: proteolysis.
AUGUCCACGCAGAAGCAUUCCAGUUUCCCUCUUCUCCUCCUUAUACAAGCUUUUGUUUUCCUCUUCAUCAACACCAAUGCUUCUUCUGCCGCUGGUGAUUUCGAUAAUGUCGGCCUGAAACGGUUCAUCAUCUCCGUUCGCCGCCCUGAAGACGUCAAACAAGAGCAGAGCAAGCAGUGGUAUGAGUCGUUGUUGGCGCCGCUGACGACCGUCGUCAACAAGGCUGGCGGCGAAGAGGGCGUGGAAAUACCGCGGCUUCUUCACUCUUACUCUGACGUACUCUCCGGCUUCUCCGCCCGGCUCACCGAAAACGAGCUUGAUGAUAUGUCGAAGAUGGAUUGGUACGUGAACGCCAUUCCCGAUCCUGCGUACAAGUUGCACACCACACACUCCCCUGAAUUCCUCGGCUUGAUCCAUCCCGCUGGCGGCGGCCUCUUGAACGCCUCCAAGCAAGGCGAAGGCAUCAUCAUCGGCCUCCUCGACACCGGAAUCACCGCAGACCACCCUUCGUUUUCCGAUCAUGGCCUUCCACCUCCUCCCCCUAAAUGGAAAGGCAGAUGCAACUACGGCAAACCUCUUUGCAACUAUAAGCUAAUCGGCGCUCGCUCGUUUAUCACCGGCGAACCCGACAACGCUCUCCCAGUCGACCAGGAGGGACACGGGACACACACCGCGAGCACCGCCGCCGGCGCGGCAGUUUCAAACGCAUCAGCUUUAGGAAACGCCGCCGGCACGGCUGUCGGAAUGGCUGCCCGUGCCCAUAUCGCCGCAUAUAAAGUAUGCAGCGAUGAUUUAUGCUUCGGAAGCGAUAUAUUGGCGGGGAUGGAUGCGGCCAUUGAGGAUGGUGUUGACGUUCUCUCCAUUUCCCUCGGCGGAGGUUCCCCCUUAUAUUUUUAUGAAGACCCAAUGGCUAUCAGCACCUUCACGGCGAUGUCAAAGGGGAUAUUUGUCAGCGCGUCGGCGGGGAAUGAUGGUCCGGGGAUGGAAACAGUAGUUAAUGACGCGCCGUGGAUUCUCACGGUGGCGGCGAGCACAAUGGAUAGGAGAAUCGUCGCCGACGUGAUGCUGGGGAACGGAAAGGUGCUCAAAGGCGAGUCUUUAAACCAAUCGAAAGACUUUCCGGCGACAAAUAUGCUUCCACUGAUUUUUCCGGGAGGUAAUGGAGACGAGAUAACCGCCGCGUGUGACGAGGACUCACUCGCCGGUUUCGACGUCCGCGGCAAGGUGGUUGUUUGCCAGAGAGGGAUCAACGGGCGAGUGAUGAAAGGUUCGGUGGUCAAAGAAGCCGGCGGCGCCGCCAUGAUCCUGAUAAACACGGAGAAUAGUGGGUAUACAACCUUCGCCGAUCCUCAUGUUCUCCCAGCUUCUCAUGUAAGCCAUGAAGACGGACUCAAGAUACUUGAAUACAUCAAUAGUACAAGGACUCCCACGGCCAGCAUAGCCUUCGGCGGCACUGAGUUAAAGACACCAUUUUCUCCCUCCAUUGCCGAUUUCUCUUCCAGAGGGCCGAGCAAAGUAUCACCGGGAAUAUUGAAACCGGAUAUAACUGGUCCCGGCGUCAGCGUCCUGGCGGCGUGGCCUGAACUGGAACCGGCGACGAAAAAUCCGAACUUUAACAUUAUAUCUGGGACCUCAAUGUCCUGUCCACAUCUCAGCGGAAUCGCUGCUCUGAUAAAGGCUGCGCACCCGGAUUGGUCACCAGCGGCGGUGAAGUCGGCCAUGUUAACCACCGCUGAUGUGGUGGAUCACGGCGGAAACCCGAUUUCAAACGAAAAGAGGCAACCCGCUGACCAUUAUGCGCUUGGAGCAGGGCAUGUCAACCCUGAGAAAGCCCUGAAUCCAGGGCUCGUAUAUAAUCUCAAGAAAGAAGACUACAUUUCUUAUUUUUGUGGUUUGGGUUAUAGCGAGAGUAUGAUCAGCGUCAUUGUUAAGCAAGAAGUCAACUGCUCGAAGGUGGGCAGCAUUAAAGAGGCCGAAUUGAACUAUCCUUCUUUUUCUGCAGAGCUCAGAGUUGGCGAGACACUUAUUUUGAAGAGAGUGUUGACUAAUGUAGGGGAGGAAUGUCAUCACUAUUGGGCUGACAUUGAUGAACCAGAAGGAGUGAUGGUGACGGUGAAGCCUAACAAUUUGACUUUUGAGAAAGUCAACGACCAAAAAGAAUUUAGUAUUAUUUUGAAGAGAAGUGAGAAGAGCUUGAAGAUGGCUAAAGGAUAUCUGAAGUGGGUUUCUGAAAGCCAUCUCGUGCGAAGUCCUAUUUUGAUCAGCUUCAAGCAAUGA